Molecule: messenger RNA, 3508 nt
Organism: Hypanus sabinus (Atlantic stingray)
Lineage: Eukaryota; Metazoa; Chordata; Chondrichthyes; Myliobatiformes; Dasyatidae
Exons: 2
Coding region: 1141-3492 (783 amino acids)
Source: RefSeq, a predicted model, not a curated record
AGUAAAUAAACACUAACGUAACCGGAAAUCAGCUGCUGUGCGGCAGUUUAAACAGUUCUUAAAGCGAUGUUGCAAAAACAGUUGUUUAAAGUAGUAUUGCCAAAAGUUCAAAAUGCUCACAGUCCAUUUAAGGGAGAGACUUUUUAAGAUGAUUUAAAUUCUCUUUCACGUCGCUUUGCUUCAGUCCCCGAAGUCGAACUCUUUCCCACGAAGAAUUUAUGAAACGUAACGGCUUAAAGGCACUGACCUUUCCUUUAUCACUGUCCUCAAUCUUUUCUGCUAUCCCGCAGAGAUUAACAUGAGAACAGUCAACGAAUUCCUUCCGAAUAAGGAUUAAACAAGGUUGAACCCGUUUCACCGUCGUAAAUCGAUUCUCCUCAAUCUUUAACUCCCGAACUCCGAUCUUCACUCUCCACUGAUUCUCAACUAGCAGUAUUGUAAAGAAACUGCUGGCAAUGACCUUUUAAACUUUAGGCAUUAGAUAAAACUUCAUCUUUCAACUAAACUGCGUCAUCACAUUAAAUCACGCAGUGGCAUGAAGUCAACAUGGCAAAUCCCGCCACGAACUGCCCCCCCUCACAGGGUGGGGUCUUCCUUUUAUAACCUGUAAAAAAAACCUGUCACAUUAUCUCUACUGGCAGGAAAAUUACGUCACUCCACCAUCACAAGACCAUUACCUCAAGUCCAGUAUAGCUUCAACCCCAGUCACAUGACAAGGGUACCACUGUCAUGUGUCACUAGUACGUAACACAAGGAUGUUGCCUGGAUUGGGGAGCAUACCUUAUGAGAAUAGUUUGAGUGAACUCGGCCUUUUCUCCCUGGAGCGACAGAGAAUGAGAGGUGACCUGAUAGAGAUGUAUAAGAUGAUGAGAGGCAUUGAUCAUGUGGAUAGUCAGAGGCUUUUUCCUUCUGGUUUCCACAAGAGGACAGAGGUUUAAGGUUCCGGGGAGUACAUACAAAGGAGAUGUCAGGGUUUUCACCAUAUGUUAAUGUGAAGAGUGAACAGUAAAUGGUUAAUCUUACUGCGAUCUGGUUUCAUUGACUGUGGUUUAUCUCGACGUUGAAUUCAGCGUUAUUAGUACACCCGAAGGAGAACGUUACAGUGAAAAAGCGGCAUUAUCAGGUGUUUCAAGUGCUGCAAUGUCAGCUCGAUCCAGCAUUAAGUCGACGCCGCCCAGCGACAAGGGCGGUAAACCGACAUCAAGUAAGCCCACCCAGGCAUUAUCAGGUGUUCCAAGUGCUGCAGUGUCAGCUCGAUCCGGGAUCAAGUCGAUGGCGCCCAGCGACAAGGGCAGUAGAGCGACAUCAAGUAAGUCCACCCAGGCAAGAGCCAAGGCAGAAGCCACCAAGGUGCGACUGCAUUACGCCAGACAAGAAGCAGUUUUGAAAAUGGAACAGGCCACCAGAGAAGCCAAAAUCCAGAAGGAAAGGGCCGCUAGACAAAGUGAAGAGGCCGCCAGACAAAGUGAAGCGGUCGCCAGACAAAGUGAAGCGGCCGCCAGAGAAGCUGAAACCCAGUUGGAAAUGGCAAAAAUAUCAACAGAGUUGCAAGCGCUGCAGCUAGAAAGAGAAGAAGAAGCUGCCAAGGCGGAAGCAGAGUACAUAGAAGAAGCUGAAGGGUCGCGUGAUUGGACCGAAGUAAGAUCUACUUUAGAAAGGACCAGACUGGAACGCACAAGCGACUAUGUACAAUCUCAAAUAGACAGGCAGGCUCGUCUCUCCUCUCCAUACGUAUUCGAUAACUUCCCCAGCUACGAGGAUCCCCAGAGAGGCACGAUUGCAUCACAUCCAUACAAGGGAGAAAAUUUACCCUCGCGACUCCGUGAUGAAGUCAAGAAUGAAAGAGCUGACAACCGAUACUUCUCAACACCAAACUUACAAAGUUUGAUGCGAAGAGAUGCAGAGGUCGGAUCCAGGAUGGCAAAUUCCAUGAGAAACGUACGCUCUCAGUCAUAUAGGCGCCAACGUACUUCUCCAGCCCGCAUGCCGCUUACAGCCGAUCCCACGAUGCAGUAUUUAGCACGACGGGAUCUCAUCACUUCGGGACUGUACCAGUUUGACGAUAAACCUGAAAAUUACUGUGCAUGGUACUCGACAUUCACCAACGCGAUCGACGGAGUCCAGCUCAGUGCAACCCAAAAGUUGGACCUUAUGGAGAAAUGGCUGGGGAAAGAAUCACGCGACCAGGUGAGACGCAUACGUUCAGUGUACAUCAACAAACCCGAACUAGCCUUAAGCAAAGCGUGGGAGAGACUUCGGGAGGGCUAUGGGGCCCCCGAAAUUAUUGAAGCGGCGCUAUAUCGACGUCUGGAAAACUUUCCUAAGGUGUCAGCCAAAGAUCACAUUAAGUUAAGAGAAUUCGGAGAUUUACUCAUGGAGAUCCAAGGCGCCAAAGAAGAUGGCUACUCAGCUGGUCUAGUAUAUCUAGAUACUCCAUCCGGGAUUAGACAAGUCGUGGACAAACUUCCUUUUGGGCUGCAGGACAGGUGGCUGUCCGUUGCUUUAGAAUACAAGGAAGAGCACGAUGAUCGAUUUCCUCCCUUUGAGCUCCUCACUAGGUUUGUGUGCAGGGAGGCGAAGAAGCGAAACGACCCUAGCCUCGCGGGUCCAGGAAACAGUACGAUUUACACCAAGCCAGGUAGAUCCUCUUUGAAUGUUUUCAACAUUGAUAAACCCGUGUCAGUGCUCAAGACUGAAGCCCUUACAACUAACAACGACCCUGGCAAGUAUUGUCCAUUGCAUAACAAACCUCACCCCCUCAAAGGAUGCAGAAUGUUUAGGGAAAAACCCCUUGAAGAGAGGACGGCCCUUCUCAAGGAGAAAAGAAUAUGUUUUAGAUGCUGUUCCUCAACCUCUCACCUCGCCAGAGAGUGUACGAUCGCCGUGAAGUGUCCGGAAUGUGAUAGCAUGGAUCACGUCGGGGCCAUGCAUUCCGGCCUGUCACCGCAAACCGACAACGCUCCUUCACCCCCACAACAGGACGGCGGGGAGGGAGAGGCUCACUCUAGGUCAACAGUUGUCAGCACGAAAUGUACAGAAGUUUGCGGUCAAGCUCAGUCAAGCCGUUCUUGUUCCAAGAUCUGCCUCACUAAGGUGUACCCUAAAGGAGCCAAAGACAAGGCCAUCAAAGCCUAUGUGAUUCUGGACGAUCAGAGCAAUCGCUCACUAGUCAGUCCAGAGUUCUUUAAAUUGUUCAACAUUGAGAGUGAGCAGUUCCCAUACUACCUCAAAACUUGCUCAGGCAACAUGGAAACCCAAGGAAGGAAGGCCGAAGGCAUCCAGAUCGAGUCCCUGGAUGGUAAAGUCGUCAUCUGUCUCCCUCCGCUCUUAGAGUGCAAUGAAAUCAUGAAUAACCGCACUGAGAUCCCGACACCAAGUGCGGUGCUACACCAGCCACAUCCACCACAUCACCAAACACAUCCCAGAACUGGAUCCAAAAGCGGAAAUACUCCUGCUAUUAGGAAGAGAUGUAAUCCGGGUACACAAGGUUAGGCAGCAGGUCAAUGGA